Molecule: messenger RNA, 2943 nt
Organism: Salvelinus fontinalis (brook trout)
Lineage: Eukaryota; Metazoa; Chordata; Actinopteri; Salmoniformes; Salmonidae
Product: sex comb on midleg-like protein 4
Exons: 9
Coding region: 341-1540 (399 amino acids)
Molecular function (GO): protein binding
Source: RefSeq, a predicted model, not a curated record
CGCUGCGGCAGCAUUGCUGUCUUCUGCAGCCGGCUGGGGGAGAGCAUCCGUCGAGUAGCCUGAGCAGUAGAAAAGAUCACGGAAUCGGAAUUAUCGUUACAUCAUGAAGCUGUGGUAACUAGUAACAUAGUUAGCUAGACCCCCCUUGUGGCGGUUAUUGGUUAACGUGCUAAGAGCAGAAACGUAACGUUAUUCAUUUAACGUUAGCGAGCAAACUGUCCAAAGCCAAAAGGUUCCGUCAGCGAUUCGAUAUUCCCUCGUCUCUAAAGAUUCUGGCAGAGUUGUGCAGACUCAGGACAACUGAGCUUUGGAGGAAUACGCAGAUAUAAAGAGGACUCCAAUGAGUGUACUUGCAGCAGCACAGAAAGCAGAUAACAACAGUGAAAUGCAGUCGCCUGCAGUGUCUCCUUCCUUCCUCCCCAGCCAGCCAGGAAAGAUUCCCGGCAGGAAGAGAGGGAGACCCCCACUUCAUCGCAAGAUGGAUUUUCCAACCCACUACCCUGACUCCCUUCCUCCUCUCAAAGUUCCCAAGAAGAGGGGGAGAAAGCCUGGCUUCAAGCUGAAGCCCAGGAUGGUGAUGACUCCCCUGGCCAUCUCUCCUCCCAGCAGCACCCCCGAACCAGACAUGAGCUCCAUCCCCCAAGAUGCUGCGACCAUCCCUCACUCUGCCACGCCCCAGGUGCUCACAGUGUGUAUCUACAUCAACAAGCAGGCCAACAUGGGUCCUAACCUGGAUAGGAAGAAGCUGCAGCAGCUCCCAGAUCAUUUUGGGCCUGACAGGCCUUCUGUGGUGCUGCAGCAGGCUGUCCAGGGGUGCAUCGACAGUGCCUUCCAGCAGAAAGCUGUGUUCACUCUCCUCACACAGGGCUACGGAGGAGAGAAAAUAUCAGCCACCUUCGAUGGGAAGCAGCACCUUCUGAGUCUGCCUGUGGUCAACAGUGUCGGCUACGUGCUACGCUUCCUCAAGAAGCUCUGUCGCAGCUUGCACUGUGAAAACCUCUUCAGCGACCAGCCAAUCACCCAGCAUAAUGCCUCCUACCAAUCAGAGGCUGAAACCUCCAUGCCAGAGGAGUACCUUCUGGACCCGUCAGACAAACGCUACUCAAUGGACCCAGGUGACUCCGCCUUUAGUGCCAUAAGCUCCUCCUACUCAUCCAAACCGUCCUAUGGGUUUCGCUCCUCGCAGCAAUUCCCCAACAGCUCCUCCCCCAUGGGCAUGUGUAGACAGACGUCUAGUCCAAAUACUUUCCUGGAAGGUAACAGGAUAGCGUACAAUCCAUCUCAGGACUCCCAGGAGUCCAAGGGGCCCCCCAGUAAGGACCCUUCCACCUGGAGUGUAGAGGACGUGGUGUGGUUCAUCAGAGACGCUGACCCCCAUUCCCUGGGCCCUCAUGUGGACAUAUUCAGGAAGCAUGAGAUAGACGGCAACGCUUUGUUACUCCUAAAGAGUGAGAUGAUGAUGAAGUACCUAGGACUGAAGCUGGGGCCAGCCCUGAAGCUCUGCAAUCACAUCGACAAACUAAAACAAAACAAGUUCUGAAUCUGAACAUUUUUUUCACUCCAUCAAUCUGUGGGACCCAACUUUGUGGAUGCCACCCAAAUGGCACCUUUAUAUAGUGCACUACUUUUGACCAGAGCACUAAGGGUCCUGGUCAAAAGUAGUACACUAUAUAGGAAAUAGGGUGCCAUUUGGGAUGCUAUAUUUGACAAAUUAUUUAGCAUUUUCAGAUGUUAUGUAGCUAAUGAAACAAAAAUUGUAUUCUGACGGAAUACAACGUUUUGGGGAUAUUCUAGUUUUUAUGUUGAAAUAACUUUUUGGUUUAUACAGAUGGCACAAUAUGCUAAUUCUGGAAUGCAUAACUGAUACACUGGCAGGCAAUAUAGGGAAAAGUAGACUAUACUACUUCGAGGAUAUAGUUGUCCCAUAAAUGAGUUUAUUAAUGUACCUAUGUGCCCAAAGUACAUAGCAAGUCACAUUUAUGAUCUGUUGAGAAGUGGGAAUUGUUUUAGAUAAACUAUUAUUUAUACUUGUUCUCCUAAAAACGUAGUUAAGGCCCCACAAAUGUGUGUUAAACACAUAAAAAUUGUCCCAUAUUGUUUUGAUUCUAUACCCUCACAUAAGUGAUUUGAAUAUGUCAUAGGGUUGAAGCUACAGUUCCAGUUCCACAUAUGGUUUUGCAAAAUCUAUACACAUCAAUGUAAACUCAUAUUGUGAAGCAUGUGAUUAGAAACAGGAGUUUAAGCCCAUGUUAAACAUUAUUAAACUCUUUUGUUUUUUACACAAAAUAAUGUAAACUAAACUCAGUGCAGAAAUACAAAUGACUUUGCAUACUGUUUUACAUAUUAUUUUGAUAAAAUGGUAAAAAAAAAAAACAUGUUUGUGCUCAAAUACAUGACACAUGAGCCAUUUCUAGUUGAAUAUACCAGAUUGUCAAAUAAUCAUCAUCUUCAGCCACCUUACAAAUUCAUUGAAACUUGAUUGUGUGGGUAUUUACUAUAUAAAUGUUUUACUACGUUAUCAUUCUUGAAACAGAGUUGGAGAGCAUACGGAAUGACAACACUCACCGGGAAAAAUGUCUACAGUGUUGGGUUAUGAGGCCAUAUAGCAUUGCUUGUGUGUGCCAGUUUGGCAGUAUGUGUACAUUUUAGUAACCAGUGUAUGUGAAUGGAGCUGUAUAUGAUUACAUGUUAGCCAUGCCAAGUCAAAUCAAGCUGGGACAAUGUCUUUUAUUUUGAAAAUCAUAUUGGAAAGAUAUACUGUAAGUCAGAGAAUAACCAAGGUAUGGAUGAGUUUAUUUGUACUGGUGCUAAAGAAAUUCUCAAUGUAUUGAAUAUCUCAUGUUUGCUUUUGUGUUGUGAGUUUUAAAUGGAAAACACUCAAUGUGUGUAUUUAACCUGGCUGUGUAUCCUAAGUAUUAAAUUAAGAAAAUAUUAAGGAAACAA